Messenger RNA from Prorocentrum cordatum, 1233 nucleotides. The record is from the annotation of a GenBank genome assembly. NCBI's taxonomy places the organism in Eukaryota, Dinophyceae, Prorocentrales, Prorocentraceae.
AUGGCGGCCGAGGAGGAGCGGCGCGGCGACAAGGGCAAGGAGCAGCCCCCAGCCGAGGACCUGCGGUCGGCCUCCCGCAGCACGAACGAGCGGCGGAUGCCUCGGGAUCGCCGGCCAGUGAUCGUGCGCGCCAUGGACCUGGAGGACUCGAUCGCGCCGCCCAGGAUGAGCUCGCGGCUGCUUUCGAGGAGCGUCAUGCCAUGCAAGUGGAGCAGGCGCCCGCUGGCAACCCGCAAGCUGGACCUCAACAUGCUCCUCCUGACCCGUGGCAACGCCCUGGUGGGGAUCCUUGGCAUGAUCGUGCUGCCCCCGCUGAUGGACACUCUGAACCUCCUGCUGCUGGCACUCCCAUCGGCCAUGUUGCAGAGCUGCAUUCGCCAGGCCACCGACGCCAUCGCCGCGACCUCCAUGGCCCAGGUCACUUCCUGCCAGACGCAGCUGGUGCGCAUGUUUCAGACCCAGCAGGAGGCUGUCAACAGGUCCCUCGCCGUGCAGACGCGCGACAUCGCAUCCAUCGGUCAGCGCGCCGACGCCCUGGAGGCGGAGCAGGCUGCCAUGCGCAAGCAGAUCGGGGACAUCAACAAGGCCCUGGCCCUCGCCGAGAAGGAGCUGCCCAUCAUGGACUUUCAAGAGCUGGAGGCGUGGUCUCGUCAACCCAACCCGCGGAUCUUCUCGAUUGGGGCGCCGCAGUUGGUUGGGCCCGCCCAAGCUCUGCAAGGAUUGGAGGAGUGGAUUCGUGCGGCUGGCCUCACCAACGACAUGGUCCGCAUCGACCCUGCGGUCCCCUCCAAGCGCUUCAACGUCUUGGUGCAGGGCGGCGACGGUGUCGCUCUCCCUCGGGCCCAAGCACUUGCACGGCAGCUACGUGACCCAGCUGGCAGGAACGGAUGGCGCUCCUUCAGCGCCCAGAGCGUCGGCGGUGGCGCCGUCCCGCUGUACCUCUCGCCCGACAAGUCUCCGCAGCAAGUUCGGAUGGAGAUUCAGUCGAGGAGGCUCUCGGCUCUGUUGGCAGAAGCUCAUCCUGAUCUGUCUUUCAGUGCUCAGCGGGCCCGUGGCAUCGUCACCUCCCAGGGCGUCAAGGUUGCCAAGCUCGAGAUGGGCGAAUCCCGCUACACCGACACUAUCAUCAGGUGGAACCCAGACAUGGUCGCCAGGCUGCACAUCGACAGGGAGUCCAUUAACACGCAGUUCAAGAAGGCCUUCUCCACGGAGGACAACACCGAGUGGAUGUAG